AAGUCAAAUUAAUUCUGUUGCAGUAUCGACUGUCUAUUCGAAUAGAGCUACAGCGGAAGCAGCCAAAGCCAUAAUGAUAGAAAUAAAAAAAAAGAAAGAUGAAAUAGGCAGGAUCGAGAAAUAA
Molecule: messenger RNA, 124 nt
Organism: Funneliformis geosporum
Lineage: Eukaryota; Fungi; Glomeromycota; Glomeromycetes; Glomerales; Glomeraceae
Source: the annotation of a GenBank genome assembly